This is a messenger RNA of Olea europaea var. sylvestris, 2089 nucleotides long. Its product is annotated as 9-cis-epoxycarotenoid dioxygenase NCED1, chloroplastic-like. Gene Ontology annotation, biological process: carotene catabolic process. The transcript has a single exon. The record is from RefSeq and is a predicted model, not a curated record. Gene Ontology annotation, cellular component: chloroplast stroma. Gene Ontology annotation, molecular function: carotenoid dioxygenase activity. Bases 83 to 1840 code for a protein of 585 amino acids. Lineage: Eukaryota; Viridiplantae; Streptophyta; Magnoliopsida; Lamiales; Oleaceae.
UUUAAAAUUUGUCUCUGUUGACCAAAACUGAAAAAUUUUCUUCUGAAUUUUAACAUUGUAAAUAACUUGAGAACAAAUACACAUGGCUUCUUCUAUGGCACAUACCCAGUCAAUCUCUAUUAGGAAGCCCAAGAGAAGAGACAAAAUUCACCGUGCUCUACACUCCUCCUCUGUUCUCACUUUCCCAAAAGGCCCCAUUGAAAUACCAACAAUCACGAGAAAGGAAUCACCGGCGAAGACAUCUCCACCCCCGGCGUCGUCGCCGCCAUUGCCACAGUGGAACAUGCUACAGAAAGCCGCAGCCAAGGCGUUGGACGCGAUGGAAAGUGCGUUAGUCUCAAGCGAGCGGCAGAUUCCACUACCUAAGACUGCGGACCCUCGUGUUCAAAUUGCCGGAAAUUUCGCUCCGGUAUCGGAGACUGCCGUCAAGCAUAACCUUCCGGUGGCAGGCACGAUUCCCCACUGCAUUAAUGGUGUUUACGUGCGAAACGGUGCCAACCCUUUAUUCGAACCAGUCUCCGGCCACCACCUCUUCGACGGCGAUGGGAUGAUCCAUGCAGUGACAAUUGAAAGUAGAAACUCUGCGAGCUAUGCGUGCCGCUUCACCGAGACAAAAAGGCUCGUUCAAGAACGUGAAUUAGGCCACCCCGUGUUCCCAAAAGCCAUUGGAGAGCUCCAUGGGCACUCUGGUAUAGCCAGGCUCCUCCUUUUCUAUGCCCGUGGCAUAUUUGGGCUUCUUGAUCACAGCCAUGGGACCGGAGUAGCCAAUGCGGGAUUGAUCUACUUUAAUCAAAGACUAUUAGCCAUGUCUGAAGAUGAUCUUCCCUAUCAAGUGAGGAUCAAGCCGUCUGGUGAUCUUGAAACAGUAGGCCGCUAUGAUUUUGACGAGCAAUUGAGGACGACAAUGAUCGCUCACCCCAAGAUUGAUCCUGUUUCUCGUGAACUCUUUGCUUUAAGCUACGACGUUGUUCAAAAACCAUAUCUGAGGUACUUCAAAUUCUCCGCCGACGGAAAGAAGUCACCGGAUGUUGAGAUAUCAUUGGACGUGCCGACUAUGAUGCAUGAUUUCGCGAUCACCGAGAACUACGUGGUGAUUCCCGACCAACAAGUGGUGUUCAAGCUUCAAGAAAUGAUUAAAGGUGGUUCUCCAGUGAUAUAUGACAAAAACAAGAAAUCUAGGUUUGGGAUUUUGUCAAAAACAGCUGAAAAUGCAAACAACAUUAUAUGGGUUGAUUGCCCUGAUACGUUUUGCUUUCACUUGUGGAAUGCUUGGGAGGAGCCGGAGACUAAUGAGGUUGUGGUGAUAGGCUCAUGCAUGACUCCUCCGGACUCAAUUUUCAACGAAUGUGAUGAAAAUCUGAAGAGUGUUUUAUCAGAAAUCAGGCUCAAUUUGAAGACUGGUAAAUCAACAAGGCGGCCUGUUAUUCAUGCAUCAGAACAGAUUAAUUUAGAAGCCGGAAUGGUGAACCGAAACCGGCUUGGUCGAAAAACUAGGUACGCGUAUCUUGCAAUUGCUGAGCCAUGGCCUAAAGUUUCAGGCUUUGCUAAAGUCGACCUAUCGUCCGGUCAAGUUCAGAAAUUCAUGUAUGGCAAUGAAAAUUAUGGGGGCGAACCAUUUUUCGUGCCAAAUGACUCAAAUUCAGAUGGAGAAGAAGAUGAUGGGUUUAUUCUUGCAUUUGUCCAUGACGAAAAGGCUGGAAAAUCUGAACUACAGAUAAUAAAUGCCAGGAGUUUGAAUUUAGAAUCCAGUAUCAAGCUUCCAUCAAGAGUGCCAUAUGGUUUUCAUGGGACAUUCAUAAGCUCAAUUGACUUAGAAAAUCAAGUAUAUUGUAAAAAAUAAAUUAAUUCGAAAUAUAUGUACGUAUAUAUAGCCAGUACUGUAUUUUUUCAGUAGGAGAGAUAUUCCUGAGGGAUGUGGUAGAUAAAUGUCCCCGGACUCUCAUAUUUUAAAUUUCAAGGUUCUUUUUUUGUUGGGUUUUACUAAGUGGGUUUUCAAGAAACCAACCUUGGAGUUCUUGGCGUGUAGCUAUAUGUUGAGCUCAGCUGGUUUCUGUGUGUUUUUUUUAUUUUUUCCUUUAUUUAUGGAGAC